Molecule: messenger RNA, 1683 nt
Organism: Leptonychotes weddellii (Weddell seal)
Lineage: Eukaryota; Metazoa; Chordata; Mammalia; Carnivora; Phocidae
Source: RefSeq, a predicted model, not a curated record
UCCUUCUGAACAUGGGACUUUCCAGAAGUACCACAGCCUCCUCCCGUGUAUCAACUUGCCCCCAGAUGUUCUGGAUUUGGGUUGUUGAAGGAGUCUGCUGGCCUCUCUGGAGAGCGAUGGGCAUGUGGUCCCUGUGGAGCCUGCUUCUCUGGGAAGCACUGCUUCCCCCUGGAGCCUCCAGCGCCCAAGUGCACGGCCAGGUCGGGGGCUCUGUGCUGCUGGUGGCAGAGCGCCCGGCCGGCUUCCAAGUCCGAGAGGCCAUCUGGAGAUCUCUCUGGCCUUCGGAGGAGCUCCUGGCCACGUUUUUCCGGGGCUCCACAGAGACUCUGUACCGCUCCCGCUUCCUGGGCCGAGCCCAGCUCCACAGCAACCUCAGCCUGGAGCUCCAGCCUCUGGAGUCUGGAGACAGCGGCAACUUCUCUGUGCUGCUGGUGGACACGGGCGGUCGGGCCCGGACCCAGCUCCUGCAGCUCAAGGUGUACGAUGCAGUGCCCAGACCCGUGGUACAAGUAUUCAUCGCUGUAUCAGGGGACGCUCAGCCACCCAAGACCUGCCAGGUGCUCCUGUCCUGUCGGGCCCCCAACAUCAGUGACAUAACCUAUAGCUGGCGACGGGAGGGGACCAUUGACUUUGGUAUUGAACCAAGCGGCCUGUUCACGGAUGGACAGGUGCUGAGGGUUUCACUGGGACCAGGAGACAAGAGUGUGGCGUAUUCCUGCAUUGUCUCUAAUCCCGUCAGCUGGGACUUGGCCACCGUCACCCCUUGGGAGAGCUGCCAUCGCAAGGCAGCCCCAGGAAAGUCCUCCUACAAAGAUGUGCUGCUGGUGGUGGUCCCCAUCUCCCUGCUCCUGACCCUGGCUGCUCUCCUCUCUGCCUGGCACUACUACUGCUCAGGUAGGAGUCCUGCAGGUGUCACAGGGAAAAAGCAGAAGGACAUCUGUAUUGACAGAGUGGCUCCUGAGACAGAGAACCCCCUUGUGUAGGGUGUGCCAUGGAGGAGGAUAUAAACUGCUGCCUGGACCAUCAGGAAGCCCACUGCCCAAGCACAUGAUGCUCUGGAGCAUAGUUGGUGUCUGGAAGCCACCACGGCCCCCGUACUUCCCAUGAGACUCCUGUCCCACCUCCAGGAGCAGCCUAGACAGCUGUUGUGCUGGGAGCCGCCAGACAGAAAACACUAGCACAGUCUUCCACAUCCCCCCUCCCCCGCUCCUGGCUCUGCUUGGGGCAAGAUAACAGACCAUCCCCUCAAAGAUGCUGGAAGUUCUCCAGGACCCACAGGGACUUUGAUGGUCCAGGGCAUUCACCAACCCCACCACCCCCCACCACUGCUCAUGAAGUAUUGUUGUAGACAGAAUCUGUCUCCUCCAAGUCCAUUGGUUGAAGUCCUAACCCCCAAUAUCUCAGAAUAUGACUGUAUUUGGAAAAAGGACUUCAAAGAGAAAAUUAAAAUUACAUGAGGUCAUUGGGAUGGGCCCUAAUCCCAUAUGACUCGUGUCCUUAUAAAAGAGGGAGAGACACCAGGGAUUCACCCACAGAGAAAAGGUCAUGGAAGGACACAGAGAGAAAGAAGUCAUCUACAAGCCAAGGAGAGAGGCCUCAGAAGAAACUAAACCUGCUGACACCUUGGUCUUGUGCUUUUAGCAUCCAAGACUAUGAGAAAAUAAAUUUCUCUUGUUUAAGCCA